CUGUUUAUGUUUCUCAGCAUCAUCACCACACCCUUCUCAGAAUACAGCAGCAGGACCGGCAGCAGGACCAGCAGCAGCAGCAGCAGCAGCAUGAUGCGAGUCGCCCUGCUUGUUCUGGCUCUCACAGCGGUCAGCAACGGUAUCCUCCCCGAGAUAGUGGACUCGGGCAUCAGUCACAUCUUGGAGGAUAAUUCCGAGCAGGGACAAACGGAGCUGGACCGCAUGUUCGUGGAAGUGGAGCAACUGCCCGAGGAUCCGCAGCAAAAGCCCGAGGAUGCGUUUCACCAACGGAACAACGGGAGUGUCAGUGUCAGCCCUCAUCCAGAUGACCUUCCUCCAAGUCAUCACAAUGAAACUGCUUCUCCUAAAGUGAUUGACAGUGAAUCUGUCCACACCUCAGGAGACCAGGAGACAAACAACAUCACCACAGCCGACCAGUCCAGUGACCUGGGGAACAGUAUUGAUCAUGGAUGUAUCACUGAAGAGGAUUGUGGGAAGGGAAGGUACUGCCUUUAUGACACACACGACUCCAAGUGUCUCCCUUGCAAAGCAAUCGAUGUGCCCUGUACUAAGGAUGGGGAGUGCUGUGGUGACCAGCUGUGCGUGUGGGGUCAGUGCAGUCAAAAUGCAACGAAAGGAGAGGCUGGCAGCACUUGUCAAUAUCAGACUGACUGCAGCCCAGACCUCUGCUGUGCUUUCCAUAAAGCCCUGCUCUUCCCUGUCUGCUCGGCCAAGCCCAUUGAGCGUGAGCGCUGCUUCGGUGCCUCCAACCACCUGGUAGAGCUGUUGUCCUGGGACGUCCAGGAUGAGGGACCCAGGAAACACUGCCCCUGCGCGGGAGAUCUCCACUGCCAGCACCUGGGGCGAGGGUCCAUGUGCCUUAAAGGAGAGGACUCAAGUGAAGAGGACCUGACAGACACUCUAUACUCAGAGAUAGACUAUAUAAUCUAGACACAGCUUGAUUUGAUUCACUUUGCCUUGUAAACAACUAGACUCCAGAGCUUUCUUGCAAACAGUCAUAGCACUUUCUGUUUGCCAGCUUAAUUCAAAGAGGCAAACACAUGGAAAAUGGAUGAGAAUAUAUUUAUUUCAUGUGCUUUAAUUGAGACCUGAGGUUUACAUCCUUAAAGGUUUCAGAAAAUGUAAAUGGAAAAGUCACUCACAGAAAACAGGGAACACUAUAUUUGCAAAGUCCUGUAUUGAUACCAAAUGCUGGUUUCAUGACUAUUUGCUGCAUCUCUGCAUUGUAUUGUAACUUUAGCCUUUAUCUAACACUAACCCUUAGCUAAAUAUUCCAAAAUGCACUGAAUGCAAUAUAGGCACUGAGCACACUCACCUCACCACCUCUGCCCAGUUUGCAGUCUCGCUGCAUUUACUGUGAACUAGGAAAAAAGGAAACCAGAUACAAUCAUGCUUCAUGUAUGGCUAAUAAAGCAGUAUCACAGAUUCACUCUUCUCAACAUUACACCUAUAUUCAUCUACAGGAUGCCAGCACUACCAUGACAGCAGAACAUGUGGGGUUUCUUCUAAAUCCGCAAAGGGUUCUGUCACCAUGUAAAUAGCUGCUGACAGUGACAACAGUUAGUCAUGUUGCCAUCUAGGAAGCUAAUUUGCAUUCUUAUACAUGUCUGAUAAAACCAAAACCAAAGUUUAAGAGUAAAUCUAAUUCUAGCUGCUUGAAUAUCCCAAAGUUGUUUAUAACAAAGCUUUUUUUUUUGCUGUCUGCACUUUCCCUUGUUCUUCCUGAGAAAAUGUCGGGGCAAACCUUGCAGCUUGAUCCUGGCAAUACCUGCUCUGCUGCCAAGAUCCUCGUGUUUAUUGGUUCCACAGAAGUAAUGUUUGUUUUUGCCAAGGCUGAGGCCUCGACAGAUGACAUGUUAUUAUACACAUGACAAGAAGAAACACUGUCCAGCAUGCCAUGUUCUGAUUUAUUCUGUCUGUAUUCUUUGUAUGUAAAUAUAUUUAUUAUGUA
Chelmon rostratus (copperband butterflyfish) is the source of this 1972-nucleotide messenger RNA. RefSeq names its product dickkopf WNT signaling pathway inhibitor 3a (gene dkk3a). The coding region runs from base 7 to 951 and encodes 314 amino acids. Gene Ontology annotation, cellular component: extracellular region. Lineage: Eukaryota; Metazoa; Chordata; Actinopteri; Chaetodontiformes; Chaetodontidae. The transcript has 7 exons. Gene Ontology annotation, molecular function: receptor antagonist activity; co-receptor binding. Gene Ontology annotation, biological process: negative regulation of canonical Wnt signaling pathway; multicellular organism development. The record is from RefSeq and is a predicted model, not a curated record.